Molecule: messenger RNA, 2032 nt
Organism: Plutella xylostella (diamondback moth)
Lineage: Eukaryota; Metazoa; Arthropoda; Insecta; Lepidoptera; Plutellidae
Product: putative inorganic phosphate cotransporter
Biological process (GO): monoatomic anion transport; transmembrane transport
Cellular component (GO): membrane
Molecular function (GO): transmembrane transporter activity
Source: RefSeq, a predicted model, not a curated record
GUCGUCUCGAACGUCAUAUUGAUCUAGACGAGGCUGCUCGCAGGCUGCGCGGGCGCCGCUUAGCCAGUUCGUGUCCGACGCUCGAAGCAAACCUCUAUUUACUUUUUUGCACCUUUAGCUGUGGCACGUGCUAUGAAACCAGUACUUAUACAUCUUAGCUGGUGACGUUCGGACCUAUAAACAAUGUUGACAGGAUGGCGACUCACAGUAUCAAAAUUGUUCCUGAUCCCGCAGCGCUAUGUCCUCGGCAUCAUGGGCCUCCUGGCGGUGUGCAACGCGUACACCAUGCGGGUGUGUCUCAACCUGGCCGUCACUCAGAUGGUGAACAACUCCAAGACCGACGGAGACCACUUUGAGGACCCCCUGGCGUGUCCCGACGACGAGUACAUAGGCAAUGGAACUGUCAGCUUGAGGCCGCACGCAAUCUUCGACUGGAGCGAGUCGACUCAAGGCCUGAUAUUAAGUGGCUUCUACUACGGGUACGCCAUCACCCACAUCCCUGGGGGCUACUUGGCCGAGCGGUACGGCGGCAAGUGGACCCUCGGGAUUGGUCUGCUGAGCACAGCCGUCUUCACACUCCUGACUCCAGUCGUGGUUAAGGCUGGAGGGGCCACCUGGCUGUUCAUACUGAGGGUCUUGCAGGGAAUGGGGGAGGGCCCCACAAUGCCAGCCUUGAUGAUAGUGUUGGCUCGCUGGGUGCCUCCUCAUGAGCGGUCCCGCCAAGGUGCCUUGGUCUUCGGAGGCGCUCAGAUCGGGAACAUAUUCGGGUCCUUCAUGUCUGGUUUCCUCAUGGCCGGCGAUGGUGACUGGGCCAAUGUGUUCUAUUUCUUCGGCUGCUUCGGUAUCCUGUGGUUCCUUGCCUGGAGCAUCCUCUGCUUCAGUACGCCAAACACUCAUCCGUACAUUUCCGCGGAAGAGCUCAAGUAUUUGAACGAGACAGUCACGAGCGCCGAGAACAGAAGCGUGCGGGACCCCGUGCCCUGGAGGGCCAUCGUGCGGUCCUUCCCCGUUUGGGGACUGCUUUUUGCCGCCGUCGGCCACGAUUGGGGCUACUACACAAUGGUGACAGACCUCCCCAAGUACAUGACUGACGUGUUGAAGUUCAACAUCGCGGCCACGGGCACGUUCACGGCCAUCCCUUACCUGGCCAUGUGGGUUAGCUCCUUUAUCUUCGGCUGGGUCUGUGACGUCUGCAUCAAGAGGAACUGGCAUACUAUUAAGACUGGAAGGAUCAUUCAUACUACUAUUGCGGCGGCCGGGCCGGCCAUCUGUAUAAUCCUCGCGUCGUACUCCGGAUGCGACCGUUUUGCAGCCGUCGCCUACUUCAUAGCCUCCAUGGCUUUGAUGGGCGGCUUUUACAGCGGGAUGAAGGUGAACGCACUGGACCUGGCUCCUAACUACGCAGGGUCACUGACGGCCAUGAUCAACGGCACAUCCACCAUAUCUGGCAUCAUCACGCCGUACCUCAUCGGUUUACUCACCCCUGACUCAACAUUAGCGCAAUGGCGAGUGGCAUUUUGGGUGUGUUUCGCCGUGCUCGUGGGCACAAACAUCAUGUACAUAAUCUGGGCCGACGGCAAGCAGCAGUGGUGGGACGACGUGGCCCAACAUGGCUACCCUGACGACUGGAAACAUGGCCCUCUGAGAAAAAACGACAAGGACUAUGAAAACCAUCAAAAUAGGAAGCAGAUUGAAAUGGAUGUAGCAAGUAACUAAUUUUCGUUGAAUAGCGUUUUGGCUUCAGUUAGAAAAAGGUUGAAGAUGACAUUUUAUCGGUUAUCAAUAUGUGUAACUGCAUAGAGCGUGUAUAAAAUACAAGUGCCAUUUAUUUACGAGAUUAUGAUGUGAUGAUAAAUGGGUUGACGGUGCAAAUGUUGAUGAAAGCAGCAAAGUAGUAAAUUUUAAUGCUAUUGUAGUGAUUUAUAAUUUAUUGUUACCAAUAAUAGAGUAACGAAUUUAUUUAUGACCGAGUUAUUGUGAUAUUAAAUAUCGAUACAGUUAAGUUUGUUACAAAUAAAUACAUUUAAAGUAA